AUGUCAAACCCUGCCACCACCUCCACCGCCGGCAGACACUCAACCCAUCGCCGCCGUGCCCCGGAACUAAUGUCUGAUAUCCUUGUACCCACAAUAGACUCGUCCUUUGAAAACCCAAAUGGAUGUCAAUGCAAUGGUUACUUAGAUUAUGUAUCGGAAACGACGGUUAAUUGUUUAGGGUGUUGUACUGCCACCUGCCAUCACCACCGGCACCACCACAACAACUACUUUUUUCUAAGAAAAGGGUCGGCGGAGAAACGGAUUUUCAAGUCUUUGAGAGUAGGGAAGAAUGUAGGGCGUAGCCUGUUGGUGUUUCUGAUUGUUUUGGUGGUUUUAACGGUUUUUUUGAAGCUUGCAUACAUGACGGGGAGUCAUGUGGCCAAGACGCAGGCGGAGUACGGUGCCGGAAUGUUCAUUUUGAGGGAUUAUAAGCGUGAUUCAGUCGAGGCUCAGAGAGUUUUGUCAGACAUUCAUUCUUCCAUGCCCAUGAGAGUACUCGACAACUACUCAGACCAUCCUGUUCAUGAAAUUUGGAUGAAACCAAACAGCAAUAACCAUCAUCAAUGCAUUGUUAGACCAAGAAACAGAAUAAAGACAAACUCAGCGACCAACGGAUACCUUCUUGUUCAUGCCAAUGGUGGAUUGAAUCAAAUGAGAACCGGGAUCUGUGAUAUGGUUGCCAUUGCCAAGAUUAUGAAUGCCAGCCUUGUUCUUCCUUCUCUAGAUCAUCAAUCCUUUUGGACGGAUCCUAGUGAUUUUAAGGACAUUUUUGAUUGGAGGCAUUUCAUGGAUGUUCUAAGAGAUGAUAUAGAGGUUGUAGAGUCUUUACCACCAGAAUAUGCAAGAAAAAAGCCCCAUCUCAAGGCUCCAAUUUCAUGGUCAAAGGCCAGUUACUAUAGAGGGGAGAUGUCUUUAUUGUUAAAGAAACACAAAGUAAUUCAGUUUACACACACCGAUUCACGGCUGGUCAACAAUGGGCUCGCGUCCUCUUUUCAAAAGCUUAGGUGUCGAGCCAAUUAUCAGGCCCUUCGUUACUCUAAUCAGAUCCAAGAGCUUGGGAAGAAGCUGGUUGAUCGACUUAGGAGCAAGGGCGGCCCCUAUAUCGCUCUUCAUUUGAGAUACGAGAAAGAUAUGCUCGCUUUCACGGGAUGCAGCCAUAAUUUAACAGUAGAUGAAGCAGAGGAACUUAGAGCAAUGAGAUAUGGUGUGAAGCAUUGGAAAGAAAAGGAAAUAAACAGCAGAGAAAGAAGACAACAAGGGGGUUGCCCCAUGUCCCCUAGAGAGGCUGCUCUCUUCCUUAAAGCCAUGGGAUACCCUCCCAACACUAAAAUCUAUAUAGUUGCCGGAAAGAUAUACGGGAGUAGGAGCAUGGACGGAUUUCGGAACGAGUACUCAAACGUGUUUUCUCAUAGCACGCUGAUGACUCGAGAGGAAUUGCAUGCGUUUCAGCAGUAUCAGAACCGGCUUGCGGCAGUUGAUCACAUUGUUGCCCUUGAGAGCGAUGUUUUUGUUUACACGUAUGACGGGAAUAUGGCCAAGGUAGUCCAAGGCCAUAGGAAGUUCGAAGGCUUCCGUAAGACGAUCAGCCCUGAUCGGCAACAGUUUGUAAAACUGAUAGAUGGGUUGGACAAAGGAGUGAUGUCAUGGGACACAUUUAGUUCUCGAGUGAAGACCAUUCACGGAGAGCGGUUAGGUGCACCUUCGGAGAGGAAGGCGGGUGAGUCGCCAAGAGUAGAAGAGAACUUCUACUCAAACCCGUUUCCGGGGUGCAUCUGUAACGAUAAAUCGAGUAUCGACAGGAGACCACCGAUCCCGAGACUUGGAACUGAGUUGGGUUUGAGUCUUGGUGUUUUUGGGGCGAAACAAGGGAAGAACAACAAAACAGGGUAUGGAGCGACUAGGUCGCGUGGUACGGUGGUAGAUAUCAGAUUCAUGUGUUCGAUACUGUUGCCUCUUAAAAGUUUAGAGUAUUUAUGUGAUCCAGUAUGUAUAUUUAACAACGGUGUUGAGCCAGUUGGGCCAACGUGUAUAUUUAACAGCAGUGUUGAGCCUGUUAGUCCAACGUGUAUAUUUAACAACGGUGUUGAGCCAUUGAGCCAACGUGUAUAUCUAACAGCGGUGUUAAGCCAGUUGGGCCAAUGUAUAUUUGACGGCAAUAUUGAGCUGAUUGUGCAUAACUUUAAAGAUGAGAAGAGUGAAGGCAAGCUCAAGGUAAUUAAAGAAAAGAAACAUCAAGGGAAUGUGGAAAGUGAAGCCGAAAACGAAGAAAAGAAGAAGAUAAUCGAGAGUGAGGAGGAGAAGCCAUGUAAGGGAAAUCAGAAGGACUUAGUUGUUGCCAUGCUUCACGGGCGUGAAAGUCUACUUUGCAGGCGCAAAGAAAAACACCUUAAUUCAUGUUGA
Molecule: messenger RNA, 2400 nt
Organism: Cynara cardunculus var. scolymus (artichoke)
Lineage: Eukaryota; Viridiplantae; Streptophyta; Magnoliopsida; Asterales; Asteraceae
Product: O-fucosyltransferase 19-like
Exons: 12
Coding region: 1-2400 (799 amino acids)
Cellular component (GO): cytoplasm
Source: RefSeq, a predicted model, not a curated record